Molecule: messenger RNA, 1356 nt
Organism: Closterium sp. Naga37s-1
Lineage: Eukaryota; Viridiplantae; Streptophyta; Zygnematophyceae; Desmidiales; Closteriaceae
Source: the annotation of a GenBank genome assembly
AUGCUACAAUCGCUUCCCUUGGUUGGUAGUGCCAUCUGCUCCCUGUCAACAGGACAGCCGCGCCACUACGCUGGCAUCCACAAGUACCUCGCUGCUCAGCUGCUCUAUACCUUCACUCGUCGCUACCGAUUACUCGUGCAACCGCCUUUCUUCCUUCCGUGCGCUUUACUGCUGCUCUCCUCCUCCCACCGCCCACGUAAUCGCAUCCUCCUCGCCUUGCCUUUGCCCGCGCCGUUCCCACGCAGCAACCCUCCCCUACCACCCACGAGUCGGUCCCCGGCCAUGCCCACCACGCCACCAGCGGGGGACUGCGCUAUCGCCAGGCCGGGGGAGCAUGUGGGGGAUUGCCCUGCGCUUAAUUACGUGCUGCGCGAGCAGGCGGGCAGGCGGAAGCUGAGCGGGGCGUACGCGUGCGUGGUGGUCGGGGGCACGUUCUUCCACGCGCCCCUUGCCCCGCGCGCGCCUACUCUCCUCCGCCCACUCGCUAGCCGCCCUAUUGCAGGGGGCGCGGGCGAUGCGGGCAUCGGCGCUGGUGUUGGCGCUGGGCACGAACGAGCUGGGGGGCACGGUGCCAGGGCGCUCUCAGCGCUCACGGCGCUCAGGGGCCCUCCCCUCGCCCGUCUUCGCCGCCUGGUGCCGUGCCGCCUUCAGCAUAGAAAUCACCGUAAACGCCUUUCUGGCCCCCUGCCUGACUUCUUAGCGUCCACGGGGCUGGUGUGGCUGGAUGCAGGGGCGAGUGGCUUCAGUGGCAGCAUGCCGUCGACUGUCAGCCUCAUGACCUCGCUGCAGACGCUCAUUCUCCUCAACAACUCCCUCUCAGCCUUGCCACCCAUAAGCCUCGCCUCGCUGUCGGCCCUGGGCCAGUUGGACCUUUCCAGAAACAACCUCACUGGCCCCAUCCCCCCCUUCUGCGCCUCGCCCAGUUACACGCGGCUGCGCAGCCUGCGGUUCAGUGGCAACGAGCUGAGUGGGCGCGUGCCAGCGUCGCUAGGCAUGUGCGAGCUGCUGGAGAACCUAUUCCUGGACAACAACCGCCUCUCGGGCUCCCUCCCUGCCACCUUCCGCAUGCUGCGCCGCCUGCGCCAGGUGCGCCUGGAGCGCAACAGCUAUGGGCCCACUGCCAUUAGCGCGGCUAGAGAACAUCACCGAGAUCUGGCUCGAGGGCAACCCCCUCGCCGUCCGCAUACCGCCCGACCUGAGCUCUGCAGAGCCUCCUCCUCCCAACAGGUACUAGGCACAGCGGCAGGAAAGUCAGUGCCGUGUGGGAGUGAGAAGGCAGUGCCAUGUGGGAGUGAGAAGGCAGUGUGGGACUUCCAGGGGCUGCCGUGGCUCGAGCCUCACGAGCGCAACCUCUGA